Messenger RNA from Tetrahymena thermophila SB210, 834 nucleotides. RefSeq lists its product as hypothetical. The transcript has a single exon. NCBI's taxonomy places the organism in Eukaryota, Ciliophora, Oligohymenophorea, Hymenostomatida, Tetrahymenidae. The record is from RefSeq and is a predicted model, not a curated record.
AUGUUUACUGAUACCAAUAUUUGGGAGCAUCUUGUUAAGGAAAGAAAGCUUAUCUACUUUAUUGGGAUACCACCUGUUACAGAUUAUGAAAUGAAAAUAUAGGAAUAUAAAGAAUAGUGUUCGAUGCAACCUGUAGAUGAAAACUUAACUAAAUAAUAAUUUUAUUAAAUGAACCAAAUAGAAGAAUAUUUUUUACCUACUAUCAUCGAUAUUAAUUAACAUAAUUAAUAAAUUGCUAAUAUUAGUGAUUGGAGAAAGAUUUUUUAUAAAUAUCACAACAAAAUAUGCUAUAAAGGAGUGUACUUAGGUGAUUAUGAUUCUCAUGGUAUUGAAAGACUGGAAGCUUUUUAGAUAGGUUAUUUUGUGUUCUUCAUAAAAUUAACAGGAGACCCAAAUAUACCUUAAGGUAAGAUAACUUUUUAUAUGAGGCUCACAGAAGAUUUAAAAAACGGUAUUGGGUAUAUAUAGUUAGCUGACACAGGUUAUAUUUCACCUCGUUGGGGUUAAGCAGCUAUAAGUGUAAAGAAGCAUUCUAAUAAAAAAGAUGUUGCCUAAGGAGAAUUAUAAAAAAAUAUGGAUAAUAUUUAUAAAUAAAUUAAAGUAGAUUGGUUUAUAAAACAAGUAUUGAUAAUUACGUUUACUUAAAAAUUCAGAUUUGCUAUUUGGAAGGAAGAACAUGAAUUUAAAAUUAAAAACAAACAAAAAUUUCUAAAUAUAAUGUAUUAAGAUUUUCAUUUUAGCAAUUUAUCAUUUUCUUCAAGCCUUAGUCCAUUGUAAUUCUUCGAUAAUCUCGAUAAUAAUAAUAAUAACAACAAUAAUAACUAAAAUGAAUGA